AACAGCGGUUACCAACACUGGUCCGUCUCCCACCUCCCUGAGAGGCCGCACGCCCCCUGGCGCCACCUCCCGAUCGAUAAGUCGUACCGCGCCCUCGCCGCCGGGUCCGACAGCGCCUCGUACGCGCGGCGGAUCUCCACGAAGUCGUCCCCUCCCCGGCCCGCAGUCACGUCCGGGUGGAAUCGCUUCGCCAUGGACCGGUACGCCGCCUUGAUCUCCCCCGCCGUCGCCGUCUCUCGGACCCUCAGCACCUGGUACAGGCUCCUCGCCCUCCUCUCCGCCGUCUCCGGCGUCCCUUCCGCCGCCGCCAAAGCCACUACCGACCUAGGCCGGACGGAGAUGCAGACAGGAGGGGGGAGUACAGCGAAGUUUAGGCCUCCAGACAUUGCCAUAUUUGCGGCUCUUCUUCCUUGGCGACGAGGCGAUGGGGGUAGAGUCGGCGUGGGGCUUCAAUAGGAACAAAUGGGCCUCGCUCCUCUCUCUCUCUCUCUUGGGGUCUAAUUAUAAGAGUGAGUUUACAGGUGGAAGAAAAAGGCAUAAAGCGAUUCAAAUAAUCAUGCACAGGAAUUACUCGUAAUUAUAUCAGAUUGAUGUAAGAUGUGCCAUUUGGAGUCGGCAAGACGGCCUCCUCCUCGACAGAAUUAUUCCAUUCUAUAUUUCGUGACGUGACUCCAUAAUAAAGAAAUGGAGUAGAUUUUUCCUGAUGCGAAUUAAGUUCACCAUCUGAAGGCGGUGCGAAGGAUUAGACAAAUCCAUAUGAGCCGGUCAAAUGACGACGAUCGGGUCCGAGUCAGGUCAAUUUGGUAACGACUUAAGGUCUGGUCAGGGUCAGGUUAAUUUGGCCUCGCUGCCCGUGCGUCGCUCUCCUCGGGGUUUAGGGGAGGGUUUCGCAGCCCUCGACCAAAUAAGUCGAGCCAAGAACGAGACGGCGGCGAUGCAGCGUUCCGCCGCUCCGCUCCUCAGCCGCUUCCUCCUCCGAUCCCGGCGGUUCUCCUCGUCGACUGACGGCAGUAUCGGUGCCAGCGUCAGCGGCAGCGUCUCGCUAAAGAAUGCCGCCGCUGCCGUGCUCUUCGAUCAUCUUCCAGUUGCUAUUCCCGAUACCGAUCCCGUCGUCUACCGUUUCCAAGAAUUCUCGGAAUCCCUGAACCCCUCGUUGCCUUCGGCUGAUUCGACUCUGUCUCGAUGGAGGCAUCAGUAUUGUCGGAGGCACCGUGAUGAAAUCUCGGGAAAGGCGGAUUCAAGGAAUUACCUGUUUGGAGAUAUAUAUUUGAAAACAUGGUCGAAUAAUGAAUUUCGAUUAAUGUCCAUGAGAAAAUUGAACUCCACUUCCAUCUCCCACUUCAUUUCAACUUGUGCGUGCCGGUUUAUGUCAACAACAAAAGGAAGGAGUAUGCGGAGCAAGGUGGAGAAGAGAAUGCGGAGAGAAACAGGGAAAACUCUAAGGGAGAUCAGACGUGCAAAAAAAAUUAGAAAGAAAUUAAUGACAGAAGAGGAGCGGAUAAUAUACAACUUACGUAGAGCCAAGAAAAAGGUGGCUUUGCUUCUACAGAAACUCAAGAAAUAUGAAUUGCCAGAGCUACCAACCCCUCGCCAUGAUCCUGAGGUUCUUACACCAGAACAGCUCCAGGCUUAUAAGAAGAUUGGCUUUAGAAAUAGGAACUAUGUACCUGUUGGAGUUCGUGGAGUAUUUGGAGGUGUGGUUCAAAACAUGCAUCUCCACUGGAAGUUCCAUGAGACCGUACAAGUUUGCUGUGACAACUUUCCCAAGGAAAAAAUUAAAGAAAUGGCAACCAUGCUUGCAAGAUUAAGUGGUGGCAUCGUGGUUAAUAUACACAAUGUCAAAACUAUUAUCAUGUUUCGUGGAAGGAAUUACCGACAACCAAAGAAUCUGAUACCAGUCAACACCCUGACCAAAAGGAAGGCCUUAUUCAAAGCAAGAUUUGAGCAAGCUCUCGAAUCUCAAAAGUUGAACAUAAAGAAAAUUGAGCAGCAGCUUCGCCGAAAGGGUGUCAAUCCGGAGGAUCCAAUCUCUAUGGCUAGCAUUCAGAGAGUUGCUGCUACCUUUUUCAGGGCUAUCGAUGAGAAACAAGGAACUCCAUAUGUAUUUCGUGGGAACAGGCCAUCCCCAUCUGAGAUUGAUGAUCCUCAAGAUGAGCCUGCCGAUGUACCUUCUGAAGACAGUGACCAGGAGGAGCUUGACCGCUUUAUUCAAGAAAUAGAGGAUGCAGCAGACAAGGAGUGGGCAGAGGAGGAAGCAGCAGAGAAAGAGGAAUCAUCCAGAAUAAGGUACUGGAGUCAAGAUGGCAUGGGUAUGCCAAGCAGGGCAUCGGACUGGAGUAGCAGAAGUUCAGAAGAGAAUAGGGGCCACGGAAGAGGUUCAAGUGGUGCUUCUGGUGGACUAAGGACUACAGAGACACGAAAGUGGAAUAGUGAUCCUGAGAUAUCUGGGGAUUCAGAAGGCGACGAGUGGGAAUAUGAUGAUGAAGUGGAUGAUGCUGUAGCUGAUAUUCAAAGUGAUGAGAAUAGUGAAGAUGAGACUCUUGAAAGACUACCAAACCGAAGACAGAGGAACAACAGAGUUGGGCAGGAGGAAGCUUUCAGAACAAGAGGCAAUGAACGAAACAAAUGGAUAGAAAAUGAAGAUACCAGGCCAUCAAAUGAUAUGCAUGAAGAUUCGGAGGAUGGGAUUUGGGAAUCAGAAGAUGAGGAUACACAUGAUUUGUUGGAAACAAAAGGCACUGCUUACGAUUAUCUCAGCAGCAGCAGCAACGAUGACUCCGACAGUAAUAGUGGAAAUGGCAGGAGGAUGGGCGAACUUAAGAAGAAAGAGAUUGAUGAAAGUUGGGACAGUGAUUAAUGAAUAUUGUUUGAACUGAACAGAAUUAGACUAAAAGGAAAACAGAAACCAAAAACAUGGCAGAUAGACUAGAAGCUGAGCUCGGUCCUGAUUUUUUUAUCGGAUAAAUUGGGGAGGUCUUUUACAGGAUUUUGAGGUAACGCAAAUCCUAAUUGAACUUAAUGCCUCUUGGUCAGUUACAUUAUAAUACAUUAGCGGAUGGGGUUGGAACUUUGCCUGGCAUGUGGAUCCACAGAACUCGCAAUAUUUGUUAUUUCUGCUUUUGAUGAGGUUAUGUAUGGAGUGAACUGAAAUGUAUCGCAAUUUAAAGACUGGAUCAACACUUGAUUUAGUUUGGAUCAUUUUAAACUCAAGCUGUAGUAUAAAAAAAAUGGUAUCUUAUCCUGUAUUAUUUCCUUUUUUUUCAAUGGAUGAUGGAUAAAAUCUGGCUA
Molecule: messenger RNA, 3288 nt
Organism: Musa acuminata AAA Group (dessert banana)
Lineage: Eukaryota; Viridiplantae; Streptophyta; Magnoliopsida; Zingiberales; Musaceae
Product: CRM-domain containing factor CFM9, mitochondrial-like
Exons: 5
Coding region: 770-2857 (695 amino acids)
Molecular function (GO): RNA binding
Source: RefSeq, a predicted model, not a curated record